CGAUCAGCUCUUAGCUCACAUAUAGCUGUAUAGAUAGCUGUAUAAGGAACGUGAUAAUGAAGUUAGCCGUCUUCCUCUGCUUGGUGGGGAUGGCCGCGGCUCAGCCGGGAUACAGUUUAGGGGAACGGCCACAAGCUCCUUUUCGAAGACCGGAAGAUUACCUGCCUAUGAUCAGACCAAUGAACAAUGUUGUAGACAUCCAAGUAAGGUGCGACCUGAAUGAGUAUAGGAUGCAGAUCAGCGUCCUCUUCGAGAGACCAUUCGAAGGAGCGCUGUUCGCCCGCGGUCAGUUCAAGAGCGAAUCCUGCCGACAGGCUGCGCUUCCACAAAGUAACCAAGUGAUCCUCAGUAUGGCGCUGGAUAGCUGCGGAACAGGCGAGAGUCUUGUGGGUGAAGGCUACGAGGCGAUACGCUACUACAACAACACGAUCGUUGUGAUGAAUGAGUUCGCAUGGGGCAUCCUGGAGAUGGGCGACAGGGCAUACGACGUGUCGUGCCGAUUCGGCGGAACCAGCGUCGACACGUUGCGCUACAACUACGAAGUGCCUCUGAUUCCACCGAUAUCCGUCACGGCACCUUCCAUCCAGUUCACACGAUGCAACAUGAAGAUCAUCUCUGGAAGGAACCCACUCUCGGGCGGAAUUUCAGUUCUCGAACUCGGUUCCAUAGCCACGCUUGUCUUUUGGAUCGAAAACAAAGGUCAGUUUGAUUUAUCCGUGUUUGACUGCUACGCCCACGACGGCAUGCAGAUGUCUCGACUCGAGCUUAUUGAUAAUGCCGGGUGCCCCGCUCACCAGAAGGUUAUCGGACAUACGCAGAGGAGCGAUCAGCUAGUUAGAGAACAGACGCACGUGUUCGCCCAUUUCAAGAGCUUCAAAUUCCCGGAUGUUGAAAACGUUUACGUCGUCUGCCAAUGCCGCGUCUGCUUCGAUCACUGUUAUCCCACAAUCUGUCCCGGCGACAACGUGCCGGGUGUAGCCACUAAUCGCCGCCGAGCUAGACGUGAAGCUGUCGAGGAGGUAAGCGUCGGAGUAAACCACAACUACACGACCGGAUCUACCGUGGAGGAAGAGAAAAUGUCGCAGAGCCUCACGGUCAUUGUACCCGAGGUGGAAACGAUCAUUUAUGACGAAACAACCGGAGAGGUACUGAGGCAACAAGUGACACAUACAGAGAAAAAGGGAGAUGUUUGCGUGCCAAGAUUGAACUUUAUUGCUGGGAUAAGCUCAAUGAUAGUGAUUCUGUUUAUAUCACUGGCGGUGGCUCUAGUUGUCAUUGCCCAUUCGCGACGGACUCAGCCCAAGACGGUCGAAACUCCUAGCAUCCAAUACCAAUGAAGGUUCAUUACAUGAUUGACAACGCAUUGAUAGACAAGAGGCCUGUUUUUAUUCAAGCUCCGCAAAUUUAAUUAUAUCUUAAGUUCCCGUAAUUACGUAGACUGCGUAUCGUAAAAUUUCAACCUUUUAAAAAAAAACUAGAAACGAGUUAGCAAAACUUAAAUCUCGUAACGGAAACAGUUAAUGAGGACAUAUUUGGGUAUAGCCCUAUCUGGACAAUUGUACCUAUUAUAACUUAUAUAAUACACAAAAUACACAUUUCCUCAAGCAUCCUGAUAUGAUUGCUAAUUCAACAUAUUAUUACAGCGCAUUCAAACUUUUGUCAUUAUUAUAGUGUCUCCAGAAACUACUCAAUGCAUGUCCUCCGAAUUAUUCAACAAGGUGAGGAGAGUAUUAUUAAAUUAAAAUGCAAAUGACGCCAUGUCUAAUUAUAACCGCAUCUAGGCGAUGCUCGCAACAAUGCGGACAUGGCUUUCAUAUUUGUGUCUACGCGAUGACUCUUAUCACGGAUUGUUUAAAUCAUCCGGUGGCUCUAGUUGUAUACGAUUUAAGCCAGUUUCGUUUUCAGCACCUUCAUUUUUUCAGCAAAUAUCUACUUCGAUUAUAGAUAAUUGAUAGAUAUCUAUUUUGAGCCUACUCAUGCAGAUGAUAUAAGGCAGGCAGAUGUGGUUAGUCUUAAACUGCACAAUCUGGAAAGCCAUUACACAUACGCCUAUAACGUCAAAUAUUACAAAGAAACCGAGACAGUUCUUGCGAAGGUACACAAAGAGCCACAUGUGAACGAGACUGUCCACAUGCAUAUCUACGAGUAGGGAAAAUACCAUUCGUUGAUCCACUUGGAAAAGGAUGUCAAAUGAGCUAUAUAUAUUAAAUUCGGGUUAGUUAAGUUCAUUUGUUUUCAUCCCGUUGACGCAUACCCGUGUCAUUUAUGUUUGUGUAUACGCAAAUUAUAAAUGAGACCAUAUUCGUAUACACAUAAUGCAUUUAUCUCUGAGAACCGGUGAUGCGACGAUGACAGAGGGUAUAGGAGAGGGACAUAGGGAGGUGCAUAGGAGAGAAGCAAAAGAGUGAAAUGAUGUCUUAUCGUUAUGCCGUAUCUCUUGAAAUUGUGCCCGCUUGUAUAAUCUAUGGUCAAAGCACUUUAUGGAAAAUCUACAAGUCAUUUGACUGCCUAAUAAUCAGGAAACAAAUUCCAAUGCGAUGUUAUGUGAUAACAUACAUUAAUGUAUCUUAAAACGUCAUGGAUGCUUUUAUUACGAUGUGGUUUUUAUGACGAUCGUAUCGACAGCUAGGAACAUGACCUGGGAAUGCACGAGAAUACAUUAAUGUUUGUUUUAUGAAAUCAAUCCCAUAAUGAUAACACAUAAAUACAGUGUAUACGGAAUCUAUUGCUGCAUUUAUUAGGAUUGCCUAAGAGACUAUUGUAUCUAGCCAUCGCGUAUCAUGCAUUGAAUCCCUGUUUCCUACAACAUCUAAAUCAAUUUAUAUAGUCUACAUAGAACGCAUACUUGAUCUAAAUGUAGUAUAGUUAAAAAAAUCCAAAAUUUGAAUUUUGUUAGAGUAAUAUAGCUAGUCCGAGUAAAAUAUAUCACAUCUAGUAAUAAUUAAAUGAUCGUAGAUGCAAACCAUAACGGUAAAGAUAUGAGAUAUAACUGUAAAUAAAUGCAAGCGAAGAGUA
Priapulus caudatus is the source of this 3015-nucleotide messenger RNA. RefSeq lists its product as uncharacterized. Bases 57 to 1337 code for a protein of 426 amino acids. The transcript is spliced from 10 exons. Lineage: Eukaryota; Metazoa; Priapulida; Priapulimorpha; Priapulimorphida; Priapulidae. The record is from RefSeq and is a predicted model, not a curated record.